AUGAAAGAUGAUAAAGAGAUGAAUGUGCAAAUCAACGAAUAUCAAAAAUUGCUAGAAGACUUGAAGGCCGAGGGGAUGUCUUUACCAGAAAAGUUUGCUGCUGGAGUGCUAAUUGAGAAGCUGCAUGACUCAUGGAGUGACUACAAAAACAACUUAAAGCACAAACAGAAAAAUUUCACCAUUGAGGAAAUUGUUACUCACAUCCUAAUUGUAGAUUCCAACAGAAAAAUAUCUGCCAAAGCUAGGAUGACAGCUCUUAAAGCAAACUUAGUGCAAAGCAACAACAACAACCGCAAAAAGUACGAGAAUAAGUGUCAAGGUUACAAGCCUAAAAAUCCUAACCUUAAAAGAAAAAAAGGCUCUUGUUUUGUUUGUGGAAUACCAGACCAUCAUGCCUCACAGUGCAGGCACAGAGCAGAAAAUGACAAAAGAAAAACUAAUACUCCUAAGGCUAACUUAGCUGAAGGAGGUGAUAUUAUUGCACCUGUCAUUUCUCAAAUAAACAUUGUAGCACAUGCAAAAGAAUGGGUGGUAGACUCUGAGGCUACUCGGCACAUUUGUGCAAAUCGAGAAGCAUUUUCUUCUUAUACUCCUGUAGAGGAUGAUAGAGAAGAGGUCUACCUUGGAGACUCAAGUACUACCAAAGUCUUGGGUAAGGGUAAAGUUCUCCUAAAACUCACUUCGGAAAAAACUUUAGCCCUUGUUGAUGUACUGCAUGUUCCUACUAUGAGGGCAAACUUGACCUCUGUAUUCUUAUUGGGAAGAGCCUAA
Nicotiana attenuata is the source of this 771-nucleotide messenger RNA. RefSeq lists its product as uncharacterized. Lineage: Eukaryota; Viridiplantae; Streptophyta; Magnoliopsida; Solanales; Solanaceae. Bases 1 to 771 code for a protein of 256 amino acids. The transcript has a single exon. The record is from RefSeq and is a predicted model, not a curated record.